Molecule: messenger RNA, 899 nt
Organism: Asparagus officinalis (garden asparagus)
Lineage: Eukaryota; Viridiplantae; Streptophyta; Magnoliopsida; Asparagales; Asparagaceae
Product: dynein light chain 1, cytoplasmic-like
Exons: 2
Coding region: 153-602 (149 amino acids)
Biological process (GO): microtubule-based process
Cellular component (GO): dynein complex
Molecular function (GO): dynein intermediate chain binding; dynein light intermediate chain binding
Source: RefSeq, a predicted model, not a curated record
CAAGCCCUGAAAUAAUCCAAAAUUUACGUCCUUAUCUGCAAAAUUGUCUCCCUCCUCUCCACUCCCCCUCAACGCCCGUACACACCGAAUUCAAAAAACCCUAGAACUUGCCUUUCUCUCUCUCGCCUUCCGAUGCCACGUCACCAGCGACGAUGAGGAAAAAGAAGUCAGCCAUGGACGCGGCGUCGGAGGAGCUCGAGAGGCGGAGCAGGUACCUGAGCUCUCUGAUCCAGAGAACCAAGCUCAAUGCCGAAGAAGAAGAGGAGGAGGAGGAAGAGGUUAAGGAGGAGGGGGAUGGUGAUCCACAGGAGCAGCAGAACGUGAAGGUGAGGGCGGCAGACAUGGCGCCGGCGAUGCAGCGGAAGGCGUUCCGGUGCGCCGGCGAGGUGAUGAAGGGGAUGAGGAAAGUCGAUGGCAAAAAGAUUGCUCUUGCCCUCAAAAAGGAAUUUGAUUCAUCAUAUGGGCCAGCAUGGCAUUGCAUUGUGGGGACAAGCUUUGGUUCUUAUGUCACACAUUCCGUUGGAGGCUUCUUGUAUUUCUCUAUUGACAAAGUUUACAUUCUCCUGUUUAGGACAGCAGUGGAGCCAUUGGACCAUACAUAAUCUUAGAGCUCACAACUCAAGCUCGGGCUGUUGUAAGUGAAUAUAGACAUGCUUGAAACUUAGCAAGAUAUUAACCUAUAUGGCAUCUAUAUGUAAAAAUGUGAUGCACCCACUAGACAUGAGUCAAUAUUUGAAACAACAUAUGCUGGAAAUACUGGCAGAUAUUGUUGAACGGAUCACUGUGAAAUCCGUAUCUGUUACCAGUUUCUGUUUUGUUCACCAUAUUUUAUCAAAAUGUGGUGUUUUGUUAUCAUGAAUUGUACGUUAAUCCUGAUUUGAAGAUUCCUAUUUGGCAUA